This is a messenger RNA of Macrobrachium nipponense, 2923 nucleotides long. RefSeq names its product tudor and KH domain-containing protein homolog. The transcript is spliced from 12 exons. The record is from RefSeq and is a predicted model, not a curated record. Gene Ontology annotation, biological process: spermatogenesis; P granule organization; piRNA processing. Lineage: Eukaryota; Metazoa; Arthropoda; Malacostraca; Decapoda; Palaemonidae. Gene Ontology annotation, molecular function: RNA binding. Gene Ontology annotation, cellular component: P granule. Bases 342 to 1700 code for a protein of 452 amino acids.
CAAGCCAGGACACGCUCAUACUCAGUUGUUUUCUAGUCGUCUUGGUGCAAGAGUGACGAGGGUUAUUUGUGAAACGUUGAAGAAGAUCGUUGUGAGAUUUGUGGCUAUAAAAAAUAGUUAUUAUUCAAUCGUUCACGAAAUGUUGACUGACUUGACUCCCGGAUCUUAUGGCAGAUUGCAGCUCUCACAUGACUCAUAAGAUUUACAAGAUGAAACGAGACGACUGAUAAUAAAAAAAAAUUUACGAAGAGGCUCAAAUCUCGAAGAGGAAGAAGAAGAAGAAGAACUGGGCCGUUGCGGGACUGCAGACGAAUUCCUAGUCUGGCCGAAGUGAACCAGUGAUGGAUAUGAGUCGCCUCAAAACUGUCAUUCUGCCUUUAAGCGGAGCUCUCAUAUUAUCAGGGGUAGCUGGUACCUUAUACUACUUCUUAACCAAGAAGGAUGAUGAAGAGGAGGCUAUCCUUAAGGGUCGGGCAAACCAGUGGACAAUGGCAGAAGUCCAAGUACCCAGUGAUUCUGUUGGGCUUGUCAUCGGAAGGCAAGGUUCCAAUGUAAAGCUCAUUCAGGAACGAACUAACACAAAGAUUAAUUUCUCGGACGAAGAGGUGGAAGGACAUCGUAUAUGUACAAUCAGAGGCUCAGAAGACAAUGUGACUUUAGCUCAAAAGUUGGUUAUAAAAGCCAUUACAGAUCAGCCGGUUAUAGAAACAGAAGAGAUGUUUGUACCUAUUGCAGCAGUGGGACGCAUCAUAGGAAGGAAUGGAGAGACCAUCAGAUCUGUGACCCGCACCAGUGGUGCUAAAGUGACAGUGGAAAGGGAUGAUGAGCAGCUGGAAUCUCCUCCUUGCCCAGAUGAUAUGAGGAGAAUUAUUCUUAAGGGAAGCAAAGAGCAGAUUGAAGCAGCAAAGACACAGCUUUUGAUGAAGGUGGCUGAGGAAGAAGAAAUGCGCCAACAGAUUCAGAAGUCUGCCAUGAAUAUGUCUUUAAGGGCAAGAGGGAGGCAGAGUGCUCAUGAUAGUGAUGAUAGCCAGCCUCCAUCAAUGAGUAGCUCAUUACACCAAGAAUCUCUAGCCGCAACAACCAGUGACCGUUUCAUUGAGGCUUAUGUGUCUGCAGUGGAUUCAGCUGCCCACUUCUGGCUCCAGGUUGUUGGUUCUCGUUCCAUUCAACUAGACAAAUUAGUAAUUGACAUGACAGAGUACUAUGAUUCUUCUGAAAAUCGAGAAUUGCAUGAAUUAGAAAAGGUUAAAGAAGGGGACAUCGUUGCUGCCAGGUUUCCCCAUGACUACUCUUGGUACAGAGGUCGAGUUUGCAGUUACGAACACAAUGACCUUGACCCAUCAAAUAGCUUAGCCACAAUUUAUUAUGUUGACUUUGGAGACACUGAACCCAUUUCUAUGGCAAAUGUCUGUGAAUUAAGAACAGACUACCUCAAAUUAAACUUUCAAGCAGUUGAAUGUUAUUUAGCAAAUAUAGAUCCUGAGAGUGUAAAGGGAGAUGAAGCAGCUGAUGUAUUUGAAGAAUUAACAUAUGCAGCGCAGUGGAAAAUAGUAAUGGUAAAGGUUCUUGGAUAUAGACAACUGGAGGACAAAACUAUUCCAUGUGUCCAGGUUAUUGACACCAAUGGUCCAACGGAUAUUGAUGUAGCAGAGGAGCUGGUCAGCAGAGGAUUAGCACAAUAUUAUGCCAAUACAUCUUAACCCUGGAGACUCAGGUUCUUGUGAUUUAUGACAAGAUGUACAUCAUUUUUAGCUUUAAUUUCAUCGUUGCCCAUUUUCUGAUUUGUGAGUGGUAGUACUUCUUACUAAAGAAUAUUUUUGCUACAAUGUUUCAGAUUUAUCUUGUGUCAUCAUUUAAGAAAAAAGUUCAAUUUGUAAAUUCUGUGUAAAAAAAACAGUACUGUAGUAGUUGUCACUGACACUGCCCUAGGGGGAAGAGAGACUGAUCUUAAUGUAAAAUUUUCACUCCGUCCAGCUUCUAAUGUGAUUGUCCAGUAACUGUUAUUUACAUAUAUUUUUAUAUAUAUUAUGUCAGGAUUAAUUUUUUUGUUUGUUAAAUCUCUGAUGUUAUUUUAUUUUGAUGUCUUCACAUAAUGCUGUUGUAACAAGAUAGAAGUAAAAGGCCCCUGUAUUGUUAGUAUUAGCUUUAUAACUUGCAAGCUAAGGUUGAUGAAAGGGAAUCAUUUUUUAUUAAAUAAGAAUUUGCAAAUACCCCUUGAAGUUAAUUAUGAAGAAUUUUGAAAUUCACCAUAGUUCUGUUCAUUAAGUCAGUGUAUUGGUUUACAGUACUACUACUUCAGUUUUCUUGUACUAGUGUUCACAAAACCUUGCAGUUAGUGGACUGUUUUCAUUUGGUUGGCUGUGUCUCAAGUCAUUGCGGGUAUAUAGAAGGCUUUCCUUCAGAUUUAUACCUUUAAGGUAAGUUUGGCCAAUGUAUUUAUCAUGUAGUGAGAAAUGCUAUUUUGUCCUCUGAUAUAGUUUACUUAGGAUUAUUUUAAAGUCAGCCUGUACCUGGUAUAAAUUAGUAUGUAGGAUUGGUUUUGUUCAUUUAUUACAAUAGAAACAUGGUAAAUUAUAUUAUGUAGAAUAAGGUACAGAUUCUAUAACUAUAGGUAUUUAAGUACACUUUGUUUUAAGAUAGUACUCUACUGCAGUAAAAAUACAUUGUUGAUGUUUCCUCAUAGAUUGUAUUUUUUGUCUGUAGAUAUCGUUAUUUACUGUGCAUAGCAAGUUCUUUUUCAUCUGCACUAAAUCACUGAAAAGCCAUUCUUUUAUAGUGUGGCAUACAACAAAUUAUAAUUUCUAGGAAGUACUAUCUCACUAUAAUUUUAGGCACUGUAACAUUCUUUACUAAUUGUAUAUAUAUAUUAUAUUGUGAAUAGGUCACUAGAUCAUUUAUAUUCAUGUUUUAGGCUUUCUGGGUG